Messenger RNA from Meleagris gallopavo (turkey), 3456 nucleotides. The record is from RefSeq and is a predicted model, not a curated record. NCBI's taxonomy places the organism in Eukaryota, Metazoa, Chordata, Aves, Galliformes, Phasianidae.
GUAAUUGCUCUUUCUCUUAUAGGAGAGCUGACGUCAGGCAGUUCCAGCCGUGCAGCUUCUCAGGGAAACACUGCCUUUGUGGAGUGAACGAGUUUGUAGCAGCCUGCAAGGACAACAGUGAGUUUAUGUGGAGUUCAAAUCACAGAUCUGAUCAACAUGAGUAGAGUCGGUGCAGUAUAGCAGUUUCUCCACGGAUGUGACUUUGUUGCUGCAGCUCAGGCACAUGUUGAUUACUCAUUCAGAACUGAAAUGAGAUGCAGCUCAGCACUGAGGUGUUGCUGUUACACCAUUGCAGAUGCAUUAAUGAAAGCACAGAGAGGUCAAGUAACGUGCCAUGGUCGUGUGAUGAAACAGUCCUGUGAAAGAAACUCUUCAGUAGCACCUCCUGUGCCUAGUUUGAGCUGAAGGUGUGAGGGGAGCAAGCAGCAGGCUGCUGUGUUGCUGAAACCAUAUCUAGCUGACCCUGUCUUCCAGACUGUGUGCUCCAUGCUUUAAAACCGAGCGGACCUUGGUGUUCUGAAAUGAAGAUGGAGGCAGCAGGAAAAGCAGAAGAACUUUUGGAUUCAGAAGUUCCACCAAAGGCUUCUGAGAAGCAGAAGACAGCUUCUGAGAAGCAGGAGACGGCUUCUGUGAAGCAGGAGACGGCUCCUGAUGAAGAUGGACCUAUAGAACUGGAGACACAUACUCAGAAAGACAGCGAGCCCACUGCAUCAGACUCCGCAGUGCUCUCUUCAAUGCCUUGCUUACUGAUGGAACUGAGAAGAGACUCCUCAGAGUCUCAGCUAGCAUCUCCAGAGAGUGAUAAGCCAGUGGAUGGUCAAGUUUAUGAGAGUGACUCUUCUAAUCAUUGCACGCUUUCUCCUUCUUCCAGUGGGCAUUUAGCUGACUCAGAUACAUCGUCUUCCACAGAGUAUGAGCCCUCUCAAGCUGAAGCUGCUGUGGAAGAAGACCCUUCUGGGGUCUCUGGAUCUGCAGCUGGGAGGAAAUCCAGGCGAUCCAGGUCCGAAAGUGAAAUUUCUACAAUGGCUGCCAAGAAAAACCGACAGUCUGUCGAUAAGCAGAAUAGUCGAGUUACCAAGGUAAAAGGUUACCGAAGCCAAAAGCACAAAGAAAGAAUCCGGCUGUUAAGGCAGAAACGGGAAGCAGCUGCUCGCAAGAAGUACAACCUGCUGCAGGACAGCAGCACCAGUGAUAGUGACCUGACGUGUGACUCGAGCGCGAGUUCAUCAGAUGAAGAUGAAGCGGUUUCAGGGAGCAGCAAGACAAUCACUGCAGAGAUACCAGAUGGACCUCCAGUUGUAGCUCAUUAUGAUAUAUCAGACACAAAUUCAGACCCAGAAGUGGUAAACGUGGACAAUCUGUUGGCGACUGAAGUGGUGCAAGAGCACAAUAAUUCCUUAGGAAACCAAGACCUGGAAUCUAGCUGGGGAAACAGAGGGCUGCUGGAUGAGCUGGGUGCUGAUGGAGGUUGUUUGGAUACAGGCUUCCUUGCAAGUGGACCCUCUCCUAGUAACACCCAGAUCAAUGAAGAAAUUAAUAUCAGCUCUUCCGACAGUGAAGUAGAGAUUGUUGGAGUUCAGGAGCAUGGCAGGUAUGUUCAUCCGAGUGGAGGUGUGAUCCAGAGUGUGUCUUCCUGGAAGCAUGGCUCGGGCUCACAGUACAUUAACGCUCAGCAAACACAAUCACGGAGAGCUGUGACUCCUCAGCAGAAUUGUUCUUCCCCCCCAGAAGUAGUAGACCUGACUUUGGAUGAGGAUAGCACGCACAAAUAUCUACUGUAAUGCUGUGUCACUGUGUGUCUGUCCCCAUCCCUUCUCCUUUUGUGGCACAGAAGUCAUAGCUUCAGCUUCAGAAGCCCCAUUCCUGGCAUUAUGAGUCUCAAGCUCAUGAAGUUUUGUGGGUUUUUUUAUUUCCAUAAGAAUGCAGUAUAAUUUUAAUAUCACUUAAAUCUUUAUUCUUAUUUUUGUCUUCUUAAAGGAGGAUUCCUCCCAGAAUUAAAACCUAGUAGAUCCAAAUUUAAAACACAUCCAUAUUUACUAAUUUGAGUGCUAAUCUGAAGAAAUAGUUGUGUGCAAAGUCAUGUCCUCUGACUCAUCCCCACCUCCAACCUCAGAACAUUUUAAAUUUAUCAGUAUAUUUAGUUUGUAAGUAGCAGUUAGUGUUUUGCAGUGUGAGCAUCAGUGGUUUUGAGAAAUGCUGUGUCCUCACUGGUUUCAGUGGACCUGGAGGUAUUCAACACUUUAGAAAACUGGGCCAGGAGUAUUAAUAUCUGAGCUGAUUUGGUUGUGUUACCCGCAGGAGGGACUGUCUUUAAUACAAAAGGCCCAUGACAUAUGCACUGAACAGCUUCUAAAGGACUUUUAUUUUCGAUAUAAUUUAUAGUUUACACUCUUUUCAGUGCUGACUCUUCUGUCUACUUGACUACUGUGUUUCACUGAUCACAUGCCACGGCUUGUUACGGUUUAGAGCAGCAGUAGAAACUGUCUAGCAGCUGCUGUCCAUUGCAAAAGCACAAGAACAUGACAAGUAAUAAAAAGACCCAACAUCCGUCUGCUUUUUUAAACGUGUACAAACUUUUUCCCUAUUUCUGAAUCUUGCCUGGAGUAGGGAAAGGAGAGAAAGGAGACAUACUUGCUCCUAGUCUUCAUUUCUACUAUUGCUCAUUUGCUUUCGUUGACCAUCUCAAAACAUGUGUGAAGUCCCAGUCUGGCACAGCACUUUAACAGAUGCAUAGUGUUAAUCCUGGAAGUUUCCUGAAGUUGUGGGGCCAUUGGGGAAGGGACAGAGUCUGCGUUCCUAAGAAACCCAUACAUGUGGCACUUGGGGACUGGUUAGUGGGGACGGUGAGGAUGGGUUGGAGUUUGACUUGGGGAUCUUUGAGGUCUUCUCCAACCUAUGCUUCACGUGCUUCAGACUCUGCCCCAGAGGGUAUUGAUGGAUCAGAGCAUAAGGUUGUGGUCUUUUCUUUAACAGAUCUGCACCAUUUUCCUGCAGCUCGUGUCUCUUAUCCUAGUUUUGGAAUUGCUUUUAGGGUACAAUCCAGGAAACACUUUGUUUGCUUGACCGAGACGAGCAGAACUGUGUACUUCAGUGGGCUCCAUUUUCAGCAGCACAUAUGGGAAUUCUUAGCCCUUAUCUGCCAUUUUGAGCCUUUUCUCCAGGCAAAAACCAAAGAUUAGACUUACGCAGGUUGAUAUUCACUUUAAAUGUGUGUUGUGCAAUUAAAAAACUCCCUUGUAUUCGAAAUUUUUCCUGAUGGAAAUUUUACACAGCUCCAUCAGCAGGUUUUUUUCUUUUUGUUUAUUUGUUUGUUUUUUGUCUUUGCCUGUUAAGGCUGAAACAGGGGAUAAUUACAUCAUGGGGAGUUACGUUUCCUUUUUGUGUUGUCUGUUUGUUGUCUUUUUUUCUUAAAUACAUUUGGCUCCCACCAAUUUUUCUCUGCGAGCCAAAAACAGA